Cajanus cajan (pigeon pea) is the source of this 2648-nucleotide messenger RNA. RefSeq names its product Tetratricopeptide repeat (TPR)-like superfamily protein. Lineage: Eukaryota; Viridiplantae; Streptophyta; Magnoliopsida; Fabales; Fabaceae. The record is from RefSeq and is a predicted model, not a curated record. Gene Ontology annotation, molecular function: protein binding.
AUUAUUUAUUUUGUAAUAUUUUUACCCGCUCUUUCACCCAUUUAAGUGAAUGAAGAAAAAAAAAUCAUUUACUUAUUUUUACCUAAAUGAGUAGCAUUUUUUACCUGCUCUUCCUUCACAGAAACAACCUUAUUCGAAGGUAGGGCCUAAUCCGAAUAUUUCAAAUUGAUGGAAUGAGAAACAUAAAAAAUUUACUCAUGCACUGCUUGAAUUAGACACAAUAUUAUUAAUUUGGUGAAGUAAGAACAAGUCAGUAUUCUAUUCUGCAUUGAAGCAUGGCAAUGGCAUGCAACAUGAGAGCGAGAAGAAGAGUGUACGAAGGAAUGAUCCAAAGCCCUUUCCAACGGUUCGUGCACUCGUCUCCACCCGAGCUGAUCCAAAACCUCCUCAAGUUCCGAAGAGACAAGCCCACCCAACAACUGGAGCAAGCCCUCGAUCAAUGCGACCUCCACCUCACCCACGACCUCGUCCUCGACGCCCUCCGCCGCCACCGCUCCGAUUGGCGACCGGCCCACGUCUUCUUCAACUGGGCCUCCAAAGCCCCCACCUACAGGCCCAACUCCGACGUCUGCAACCAAAUCCUCGACAUCCUCGGCAAAACAAAGCGCUUUCACGAACUCCACCAAGUGCUCGACCAAAUGUCCAAGACACACGGACUCAUCAACGAAGCCACAUUCUCCACCCUGCUUCGCAGGUUUAUCGCUGCCCACAGAGUCCACGAAGCAGUUCAGUUAUUCCACAGGAGGAGCGACUUCGGCUUGGACCCAGGUUCGGAGCCUUUCCAAACCCUCUUGAUGUGGCUGUGCAGGUACAAGCACGUCGAAGACGCCGAAGCCUUGUUUCACAGCGAUCCAGCGCUUCGUCACGACAUUAAGACAUGGAACCUCAUUCUCAACGGUUGGUGCGUGCUGGGGAACGUGCACGAGGCCAAGAGGGUGUGGAGAGACAUAGUGGCUUCUUCAUGCAACCCUGAUGUGUUCUCGUAUGGAACCUUCGUCAAUGCGUUGACCAAGAAAGGGAAACUCGGAACCGCGCUGAGGUUGUUCCGUGGAAUGAGGGAGAAGGGUGGUUGCAAACCUGAUGUUGUGAUAUGUAAUUGCCUCAUUGACGCUCUUUGUUUCAAGAAGAGGGUUCCUGAGGCGUUGGAGAUUUUCAGGGAGAUGAAGAGUGAGGGGGGUUGUGAACCCGAUGUGGCUACUUACAAUUCGCUUGUUAAGUGCAUGUGCAAGAUUCGGAGGAUGGAGAAGGUGUAUGAGCUGGUGGAUGAGAUGGAGAGGAGGAAAGGUGGGUGCUUGCCCAAUGCUGUUACUUAUUGUUACUUGCUGAGGAGCUUGAAGGAUCCCGGGGAAGUUCGCGGGGUUUUGGAGAGGAUGGAGAGAAAUGGGUGUGGCAUGAAUGAUGAUGUUUAUAACUUGUUGUUGAGGUUGUAUGUGAAAUGGGAUGAUGGGGAUGGAGUGAGGAGAACUUGGGAAGAGAUGGAGAGGAAUGGAUGGGGGCCGGAUAGGCGAUCGUAUACCAUCAUGGUUCAUGGCCACUUUGAGAGAGGCAGGGUGAAGGAUGCUGUGCGUUAUUUUGAGGAGAUGGUUUCCAAGGGAAUGGUUCCAGAGCCAAGGACGGAGAAGCUAGUGAGUUCCUUGAAGAUUCGGGUGAAGGGGAGGACAGAACAACAGGAAGGUAUUGAUGAGGGGAUUGCUAGUGUUUGAAGUCUUGGGAUUUGGUUCAAUUGGAAUGCUUGGACAUUGUUUCAUUUGAGCUUCGCAGCUUCAGAGUUGUGUUGUUGGAACUACAUGUGAUCAAUUAGGAGAAUGUGAAGGAGCACCUUGGCUGUAAAGCCUUAAAUCAUUGCAAUGAAGUUUUUAGAAUGAUGAGGGGCAGGUCAUAAAUCGCUUGUGGAAUGGCCAAUGGCAGUAGUGUGUAACUAAUGUCAAAUUAGCAUUAGCCAGUACCAGUUCUGCAGAGAUUUCAGAUUGAGUGGAGAGGUGUGCCAAUUCUCCAACUGCUUUCACUACAACCGAAUUUGCCAUGUUCAUACACGGAGCUUGAAGUGUCCUCGACCCUGCGCCAAGGCCAGCACGGUGCUGCAACUGCCACAGAUUUUACUAAUUGACCGCUUUCUGCCUUUUUAUGUCCAAGAAUUUUGACAUUGUUGUCGAUCCAUUUCUUCUUCACCAGCUACUUGCAGAGGAAGAAUUGUUUAUUAUUGACUUUGUCCGUGUAAUGUAUGUGGGAAGUCUUACAUAACAAAAGUAAUGUCUAGUAAAUGAGGUUAUGUUGAUACAACAUCUAUACAAAAUAUAAAUGUGAAUAAUUUAGGUGAAGAAUAAGGCUUUUUGACUUACUUGAUCUUAUAGAUGGACUUAUAUACAAAAUAAAUUUUUAAGAGCAACUCCAACAUUAGUUUCUUACUAUUGGAGAGGUGUGACGUGGCAGCAAGAGUUUCUUGCAGAGGAGAGAGGGUUGCUUAGUGAAGCAACGAUUGCUUAUUUUUGUGAACUGAAGGUGCGGUGGUGAGGCGCGCAGUUGGACAACGGAGGCGCGCGGUUGGACAACGGAGGCGCGCAGAUAGACGGCGAAGGCGCGCGGUUGGACAGCAGAGGCACGCGAUUGGACAGCGGAGGCACGCGGUUGGACAGCAGAGGCGCGUAAGU